CAAAACAGCAUGAGUGCUGGUGUUUUGCUUGGUGGAAAGGAGGAACAGCUGAUGAAUUCGUGUGUGUUCAAAUUGUGCUGUAGUGUUGCGACAGUGUUUUUGCCUCCGUCGUAGUGCAAAAGUAAAGUGGUAUCGGGUAAGAUGGCACAUGCAAGGUCCUUGCCACAAAGCAAGGAAGCGUUGCUAAAAUCGUACACGACAAGGCUGAGGGAUGAUGUUAAGUCUAUGCUGGAAAAUUUUGAUGAAAUAAUCAGAUUGUCGAAGGCGGAGAGUGAUACGCAGCUGUCGAAGAUGACACAGAGCGAACAAGACACAUUUGAAAUGCAUGUUCGUGCUGCUAAUAUUGUUCGCGCAGGUGAAUCUUUGAUGAAGUUGGUGUCUGAUAUCAAACAGUAUUUAAUAUUAAACGAUUUUCCCUCGGUUAAUGAGGCCAUCACACAAAACUCGAAGCUAUUCCGAACGAAGCAAGCAGAAUGUGAUCAGAAACUAAUGAGUCUUAGAGAUGACAUGGCUGCGGAUUUGUAUGAUCUGGAAGAGGAGUAUUACUCGUCAAUUUAUAAGUGACUGGACACCAUCUUGUGAGUGUUGUAAUUGUACUGGAGCGUUUUAGAUGUUCGAGAAACGUUAUUUUUCCACCCAUUUAACAUUGAAGUACCUGUGAAUUAUCUGUGAUGAGAUAAUACUUGUAUAUGGACGCAUGAAGUGUUUUGUUUUAAUUGUGACUGAUCAUACAAUCAGGCUCAAGUAUUGCCACAAGUCUUGUGGCAACUUUUUGUUCAACUGCAAACCAUAAAAUGGGUAUGAGUUAGCCAAAGUGUUCUUUAUUAUUCGUAUUUGAUCAACAAAUUUACUGUUGAGUGUGGAAAAGUGUUACUUUGUGUAAUGUAUUGCCCUAAAAUUUGAUUAAGAGAUCACCUUCAUUGAGCAAACAUUUUGCAUUGUGCAUAACCUACUGCCACAGUCUACAGUUUUCUGAUUGCUAUCUUGGAGACAUGUAUUUUUUAUAUAAAUAUUAACCAAGAAUGACAAACUUA
Messenger RNA from Schistocerca nitens (vagrant locust), 1034 nucleotides. It is a transcript of the gene MED22, whose product is annotated as mediator of RNA polymerase II transcription subunit 22. The record is from RefSeq and is a predicted model, not a curated record. Gene Ontology annotation, cellular component: mediator complex. Lineage: Eukaryota; Metazoa; Arthropoda; Insecta; Orthoptera; Acrididae. The coding region runs from base 142 to 564 and encodes 140 amino acids. Gene Ontology annotation, molecular function: transcription coregulator activity. Gene Ontology annotation, biological process: regulation of transcription by RNA polymerase II. The transcript has 3 exons.